CGCACAUGCACACUCAAAGUGUAAAAAAUCUGUAGUCUGACAUUAACUUCUUCUUCCUCAGCUGCCUCUUCUCCUCUCUUCGGAGCCAAAUAAUACACGCCUAAAGGAAUCAAACUAAGGUGUUAGUUAAAGACUCCUGAGCAAAAAGAUUGAUCAAUAACAACAACAACAACAACAACAAUAGCUGAGACAAAAUGACCUUGGCUUCACCUGAAAAAGUUGUUCUUGGCUCACUUGCUUUUGGGCUCUUCUGGAUUCUAGCGGUGUUUCCAGCGGUUCCAUUUCUGCCAAUUGGAAGAACCGCAGGCUCUCUACUCGGGGGCAUGCUGAUGAUCAUCUUCAGAGUCAUAACACCAUCACAAGCAUAUGCAGCCAUUGACCUCUCAGUUCUCGGCCUUCUUUUUGGGACUAUGGUGGUGAGUAUCUAUCUAGAAAGAGCCAAUGCUUUCAAAUACUUAGGCAUACUGUUUUCGUGGAAGAGCCACGGCGCCAAGGACUUGCUAUGCAGAAUCUGCAUUUUCACUGCAGUAACAAGCGCACUCUUCACUAAUGACACUUGUUGUGUUCUUCUAACUGAGUUUAUCUUGAAAGUUGCCAGGGAAAACAACAUACCACCCCACCCUUUGUUGCUGGCAUUAGCCUCAAGUGCUAAUGUUGGAUCCUCUGCCACUCCAAUUGGAAAUCCCCAGAAUUUGAUUAUUGCCAUUCAAAGUGGCAUAUCUUUUGGGGACUUCAUACUGGGAAUUCUCCCUGCAAUGCUUGUUGGGAUUGUUGUUAAUGCUUUGAUUCUUUUAGGCAUGUAUUGGAAGAUAUUGUACAUGAAGAAAGAUGAAGAAACAGCUUUGGAGGAGGUGAAGUGUCCAGAUGAUGCAGCCUCACACCAGUUCUCACCAGUUCACAUGUCACAUAGGCCAUCUUUUGAGAACAAUCCCACUUCGGAGUUCAUUGAUCACAGAAGCUCACCAAACCAAGUGAGCUUAUAUGCAACCUCCGCCGAAGGAAAUAUUCGCAGGUCUCCAUGUGGUGGUGAUGUUGAGUCUGGGAGGAACUUAAGUGGCGGUACUAGAGAGGAGGCUGCAGUUGAUUCUUUUGCAAGAAAGUUGGAGGAAAAGAUUGCUUUGGAGGGAGAACAUGGACUUCAAGAAAUGGCUAACUGUAUCGAAAAUGGAAUCCCAAUUGAGCCUGCUGAAAGAAAAGAAACUUUGAUCAAGAAAUGGAGGAGAAAAUCAUGGAAAGCUUGUCUUUACCUUGUCACUCUUGGAAUGGUUGUUGCAUUGCUUAUGGGGCUAAACAUGUCAUGGACUGUACUUACAGCAGCACUUGUUCUUAUGGUCCUUGAUUUCAAGGAUGCUGGACCAUGCUUAGACAAGGUUUCCUACUCUCUCCUUGUUUUCUUCUGUGGAAUGUUCAUCACAGUGGAUGGCUUUAACAGAACAGGAAUUCCCAGCACUCUAUGGACUAUAAUGGAGCCUCAUGCGCGGAUUGAUCAUGCUGGUGGGAUUGCAGUUCUAUCCAUUGUCAUACUUAUACUCUCAAAUGUUGCUUCAAAUGUACCUACUGUUCUCCUACUUGGAGGAAGAGUGGCAGCAUCAGCAGCAGCAAUAUCUCCAAGUCAAGAGAAAAGGGCAUGGCUCAUAUUGGCUUGGGUUAGCACAGUAGCUGGGAACCUCUCACUGUUGGGUUCAGCUGCAAACUUGAUUGUAUGCGAGCAGGCUCGCCGGGCUAAGCCAAUAGGCUACACUCUCUCCUUCUGGACUCAUCUCAAGUUUGGCUUGCCCUCCACUCUCAUAGUAACAGCUAUUGGCUUACUACUUAUCAGGAGUUAAAAAAAAAUUAAACCAAGAAAGCUUCAAUCAACCCCUUAAGAUUUUAGCCUCCAAUCCUUCUCCUCCUCUCCUAUCUUAAACUGUAGUAUCUUGUAUACAAUGUUUGUAUUUUCCUUGCUUAAUGUCCUCCUAUGUAUGCCUAGUCUCUUGUAAGUUUUGCCACAUGAUGAAAUAAUCCUUUACUCUCUUUGCUUCAAAA
Messenger RNA from Humulus lupulus (European hop), 2025 nucleotides. Its product is annotated as silicon efflux transporter LSI2-like. Gene Ontology annotation, cellular component: membrane. The coding region runs from base 195 to 1826 and encodes 543 amino acids. Lineage: Eukaryota; Viridiplantae; Streptophyta; Magnoliopsida; Rosales; Cannabaceae. The transcript is spliced from 4 exons. Gene Ontology annotation, biological process: transmembrane transport. The record is from RefSeq and is a predicted model, not a curated record.